This is a messenger RNA of Pomacea canaliculata, 3925 nucleotides long. RefSeq lists its product as uncharacterized. The transcript has 5 exons. Bases 1087 to 3432 code for a protein of 781 amino acids. Gene Ontology annotation, molecular function: mannosyltransferase activity. NCBI's taxonomy places the organism in Eukaryota, Metazoa, Mollusca, Gastropoda, Architaenioglossa, Ampullariidae. Gene Ontology annotation, cellular component: endoplasmic reticulum membrane. The record is from RefSeq and is a predicted model, not a curated record.
CUGUCUCACUGUUCAUGUGUAUGUGUGUUUUUUUCUUCUUUACUGAAUACGAGGUAGACCAUCUGUAUAUGCAUGCGUGUGUGUAUAUGUGAUAAAAGCCUUGCAUGUCGCACAAAAACGUUCUCGAUCGAAACUCGGUCGAUUUGGUGUACAUAGGAACUGACUUUUAGUAAGCAUGAACAAGAUGGCCACCUCGAAACUCGUUCAAGGACUAUUUGUGUGUGUCUGUUGCUGUGAGAGCUGAGAUUGGAGGAGCCAAAGAGUCCAGCACCACAAAUAUGUUAUCUUCCCUUCACUCGAAACAUUGUUGCCGAUCUCACCUCAUCACUUUAGAGAGUGCCCGUGUUUUAACUACAACAUUUUACUGAUGCCGCGCAUGAAUCCCGACUCAUUAAUUCCGGAAUCGUAUUCCCGCGUCUCCAUAGGCAACCUGAUCGAUGAAUCAGGGAAGGGAGCAGGCAGCAGCUGGCAAGGAUGCGGCUUCCCUUUCCUCAUUUAAUCACAAGAAUCAUGCGCUACACAUAUUAGACGACCUACAGUUCGUUGUCCAAAUGGUACUAUAGGUUGUAGAAACCUUUCCCAUUUUGCUUUGAAUUUCGUCGGUAUUGUGCAUUGCCUGCAAUGCAUUGAGAGAUGCGUGCAUGCGUGUGGUUAUUUGCUCACUCACAUACGUGUACACGCUCAUAUGUACAACGUAGGGAAUCUGAUAAUCUAUUUAUUAGCUAUCUGGGACACGCCGCGAAACCUCCACUGAGGAAAAAGGGAGGGACAGAAACAACAGGUGACAGUAACACUUAUUUUACCGGCGAUAUAUCUGCCCUCUCAGGUGACAGGCGUCAGCCCAGCAACACAACUAUUCCCCUCCAUGUUGCAGGAGCCACUACACUUUGCAAACUUAGAGGCCAUUGCUUUUUCCGCCGAGUGUUUCCUGGCUGAUAUGCGAUACCGGGGAUACUUCACUUGCAUAUUUCGAAACUUCGUGACGAUUUUGUGGACAGCAGGAAGUCUAGGACAGACGUCGAGGAAUGAAAUUCUGAUCACCGGGAGAAAAACCCACAACCAGCUGACUCACUGGCAUCAAGAAGCAUGAUCUUCGCCUGGCUGCUGAGAAGGCGCGAGGAAGAUUACUUCCCCUGUCUUUUCCCCUGGGUAGUUUUCGUCCUAACGUUGGCCAUACGGGUGCAUUACGUCAACCAACCGCACAACUGGUGGGUCGUGCACCCCGACGAAAUUUUCCAGUCGUUAGAAGUUGCCCACAGCGAGCAGUAUGGCUAUGGAUUCCGCCCGUUCGAGUUCAUGGCACCAGAGGACGGUGCCAACGCUACCCUCGCCCGGCAGGUGGAACUGCACCACGGACUGUACGCCCUCCGCUCCUUUCUCGUGCCGCAAGCUUACGUCACAGUCACGUGGUUCCUGCACGUGCUGGGCUUCAACUUCCCACCUUUUGUGGUGUGGAAGACUGCCCAUGCCGUGGUUGCGUCCACUCUGCCGCUGGUGGUCUAUCGUUACGUCACUGCCGUCUUCCGGUCUCACGACACCGCGUCUCUGGCCGCCAUCUUCGUGGCGUCUUGCAUGAUGCUGCACGUUUUCGGCACGCACACCCUGCUGAACAGCCUCCUGGCUCCUCCAGUCUUUGCAGCCUUGACCCAUCUGCACGCGAUCGUGGCCCCGUCGUCCAACACGUCAGGCGUGACCGCGGGGAGUAACUGCGCGCGCAGCAGGCGUGAAGCAGACGACACUUACGAUGUGGGACGCCCGAGCAGCCGAGUGCAGCAAACGAGUAAAUCUAAGGAGCGAGCUGCAGCAACCACCACUGCUGCUUUCUCGAAGAUUCCGUCACAGCGAAACAGCCGUCAACGUCACGACCGGAGGGUGAGACCUAUUCUUCGAGAUGUUCUUGAUCCCAACAAAGACACCUCACCUUCCAGCGGCACUGUUGUCGACAGACAGACGAUCGGAAGUAAUUCUGCGCAUGACAGUGGGUCGCUGCAGGCAUUUCCGGCGACUCAUCACCUGAGUUAUCGGAGUAGCUUUACAGCAGGCGCCGUACUGGGGCUGUGCUGCUACGUUCGUACCGACGUGGUCGCACUGGGUCUAGCGGUCCUGCUGCCUCACUGGAGACCCUUCAGCACCCGAUAUCAAUACGUCGUUUCAGGAAUGUUUGGCGCCUUGUGCGGAGCUGGGGUAGGACUCCUGGACGACUUCAGGUGCUAUGGCUGGGGCAUUGCCUCUCCUUUAAACUGGUUCACGUUCAACGUGCAAAAAGACUUGUCCGCUGUCAUCUUCGGAGAGAACUCACCCCGAAGGUACGUCGAGGGGAUAUUUUUUCAAAAUGCCGGCAUGGCCAGUCUUUGUGUCGUAUCUGUAGUUGGCACCUUGCUUUCUUCUUUUAACAACAUAGCUCCGAAUACUGGAACCCGCGGACCAGACAAACGCUCGUUUGGGCCAUUUCUGCGCACGACGACAGCCUGGGUGACGCUGCUUCUGAUGUACUCGUGCAAAGGUCACAAGGAGCUGCGGUUUGUGCACAACGUCAUCGUUCUGAUGCUCAUCUCAUGCGCGUCUGCAGUCCACUCCAUCUUACUGACUCUGCGGCUCUCUCGCACUAAGAGCGAGCUUCUCCUCAACGUCACGCUGGCGCUUUUCGUCUACAGCCAAUGGCGGGACGUGGUUGGGCUGACGUCAUCGUCCAAUCCCAGUGGCAACAAAAUGGCCUUUCUCAAAUUCCCGGACAUUCAAGAUGUCAACAUUUGCCUGCGCUACGUCGCGAGAAGGCCUGACGUCAGAGGUUUAUUCAUCGACAAGGAUCUGUACGUUACGGGUGGAUACACCCUUCUCCGAAAGAACGUCUCCAUCUUCGGCUUCUGCAACAAAAACUUUCUCGAGUUUUCCAUGGCGUCUCGCCGUACGUUGCCGUCCCGUCUUUGGCUUGGUGCUCAGCGUCACGUGUCUGUGGCUUAUUUUGGAGACGUGUCCAACUACGUCUCCGUGCCCAAUUCUCACUACGUGAUGAAGUUCGUUUUAGAAGACAGAAGAUACAACUACAUCGUGGUCCAGAAGAACCACGGCAUCCAAUAUUUUGGACCAGCAGUCUUUCAGUAUGGAUCGUACGAGGUGUUUAAACGCGGCGACGACCCGGCAACCAACGCCUACCUGUCGCAGGUAGCGGCAACCAUCACACCUGUCCACAACGCCACGGUCCUCGAGCAUGAAGGUGACGUGCUGGUGCACCAUGGUGCUUGGGCACGUGCAGCCGAACGCUUUAAGGCGGCGAUGCUCGUGCAGCCUGAUCGUGUCAGCCUCUACGGUCCUCUGGUCGUCUGCUACAGGAAGCUGGGAGAGGAGGACCGUUCACAGACGGUGAUGGCAGAGUGCUGGCGCAGGUUCGGCGCAGCGGCAUGUCAAGCAACGAGAGGCAUUACACCUUUGUAGCACUGAUAUAGAAACUAAUGAACAAACCCUGUGACAGGAAAAUAAUGGGAGAAGGGGACUGAUAAAGAAACUAUACUUCCUUGAUUGACAGAAAUAAUUGAAAUACUUGCAACAAUCUUCCUAUGAAACAUUACUGCUCAGUAAUUCAUUCAACGCACUCGUACGAUAUUCAUUUCAAGACUUUGAAGAUUUUUACACGCUGAUCUUCAAGAAUGCGAACUAACCCAGUUUAAAUCAUCUGAAUAUUCAAUAGCAGAAUGAGUGUUGACAUUUUGUAGAAUAAGUAUGUCUGAAAGUGAAAUGCAAUGUUGAUGAAGACGAAGCAUCAUGUUUUGCUGAAGAUUGAGGCGCCUGUCGCCUGCUGAGAAUUUUCACAUUCAGAUUAGUUGCAGUUGUUUCCUUUGGUGCAUAUUUGAACCUUAAAAUAAAGUAAUAUAAUUAAAAAAAAAUAAAUUCUUUUGUGCGCAAAACAAGUCGCACAAAAUCCAUCAAU